CCCACGGCAGUGUUUCUGCAGAUAAUGUUCCUCGCUCAAGACGAGUGGCCGCUGCUUUUGGUGGCUAUGCUGCCUCUCCUCGUGUCCGCCCUCACCACCCUGGCUCUGGCGCACUAUGCGGGGCGGGUGGUGGCGCUGGUGAGUGCAACGAGCAGGGGCAGCGAGGAGGCGUGGAGGGCGUUUCUCGCCCAGCUCACAGAGACUGUUUUCUUCAUGGCUGCCUCCGUUGUGCUGGGGGCGGUGGGCACCAUGGUGCGGACGUUCCUCUUCUCAUCCGCCAGUGAGCGCGUAGCAGCACACAUCAAGACCAAGCUCUUCCGAUGCCUGCUCGCCCAGGACAUGGCGCUGUACGACAGUGUGCGCGUGGGCGAGGUGGCAAGACGGUUGACAGACGACACAGGGCUGGUGAGGAGCGCGCUGGGCACGGGCACACCAGAGGGCCUGCGCUCUCUCUCCACUGCUGCCUGCGGCCUGCUGCUCAUGCUCGCCAUCUCGCCCACUCUCACAGUGCUGGCGCUCGUGGUGUUGGUGCCCGUGGCAGUAGCAGUGCGGCACUACAGUUACGCCAUUAGAGCCCUGGCUAGGGACGCCCAUGCCGCUGCUGCUACUGCCGCUGCCGUUGCCGAGGAAGUGCUGCAGGGCAUUCGCAUGGUGCGGUGUUUCUCACAGGAGUGGGAGCACAACCGCUUUGCACUGCUCACCAGACACUGCAUGCACAUGGGCGUCACACUCGCGUUCCGAGUGGGGCUGCUAUCAGGAGCAGUUUAUGCGGGUGCAGGGCUGGCAGUGGUGGUGGUGUUCGCGUAUGGAGCAUACCUGUCAGCCGCGGGAGCCAUGGACACAGGGGACCUCGCAUGCUUCAUACUCGUUGCUGUCACCGUGGGCAUGUCUGUGGCAAACCUAAGUGGCAUAUACGGCACGAUGGUGAGGGCGAUGGGUGCAGCGGAGAGGGUGUUGCACAUGCUCAACAUGCACCCGCGCAUGCCACCCCAUGGCAACCGAUGCCCUCCCAUGGGCGGAGAGGGGCC
Molecule: messenger RNA, 1028 nt
Organism: Closterium sp. Naga37s-1
Lineage: Eukaryota; Viridiplantae; Streptophyta; Zygnematophyceae; Desmidiales; Closteriaceae
Source: the annotation of a GenBank genome assembly